AAUCCCUGAAAUUCGGUUUGACAACGCCACUUUACUGCUGUGGAGGACGAAGCAAGAUGAGGGAGUUACUGUACACUGUGGUGUGCAUAUUGGGUCUUGCAUUUUACGUACAGGCCUCAGUGUAUUUCAAGGAACAGUUUCUAGAUGGGGAUGCCUGGGAAGGAAGGUGGACAGAAUCGAAGCAUAAAUCCGAUUAUGGGAAAUUUAAACUUACCGCCGGAAAAUUUUAUGGAGAUGCUGAAAAAAACAAAGGGCUUCAGACCAGUCAAGAUGCAAGAUUCUAUGCCAUCUCCUCACGUUUUGAACCUUUUAGCAAUGAAGGAAAGACACUAGUGAUACAGUUCACAGUAAAGCAUGAACAGAAAAUAGACUGCGGUGGUGGAUACGUGAAGAUCUUCCCUUCUGAUCUAGAUCAGAAGGCUAUGCAUGGUGACUCGAAAUACUACAUAAUGUUUGGCCCUGAUAUCUGUGGAUAUGGAACAAAGAAAGUUCAUGUUAUUUUGAACUACAAGGAUAAAAAUAAUUUAAUCAAAAAGGAGAUCAAAUGCAAGGAUGACGAAUUUACUCAUUUGUAUACUCUGAUUUUGAGACCUGAUCAGACAUAUGAAGUGAAAAUAAAUAAUGAGAAAGUGGAGUCUGGCACUUUGGAAGAUGACUGGGACUUAUUGCCUCCAAAGAAGAUCAAGGACCCAGAUGCCAAAAAGCCAGAGGAUUGGGAUGACAGAGCUAAAAUUGAUGAUCCUGAUGACGUAAAACCUGAGGACUGGGACAAGCCUGAGCACAUUCCUGAUCCUGAUGCCAAGAAACCAGAGGACUGGGAUGAAGAAAUGGAUGGAGAGUGGGAACCACCAAUGAUCCAGAAUCCAGAUUUUAAGGGUGAAUGGAAACCUAAGCAGAUAGAUAAUCCUAACUACAAAGGUGUCUGGAUUCACCCAGAGAUCGAUAAUCCUGAAUACAGCCCAGACUCCAAUAUCAACAGAUUUGAAAAUAUCGGUGUCCUAGGUCUCGACUUGUGGCAGGUGAAAAGUGGAACUAUUUUUGAUGACUUCCUAAUAACAGAUGAUGAAAAAUAUGCAGAAGAAUUUGGAAAGGAAACCUGGGGAGCAACAAAGGAAGCCGAGAAAAAAAUGAAAGACAAACAGGAUGAAGAGGAGAGGAAACAGCACGAAGAAGAAGAGAAGAAGAGGAAAGAAGAAGAAAAGGAAGAGAAGGAAGAGGAGGAAGAAGAUGAGGAGGAAGAGGAGGAGAAAGAUGAAAAGGAAGAGGAAAACGAAGAUGAUGAUACAACCCCAACAAAAGAUGAGUUGUAAAGCUGUGACUUAGUUGAAGAAUAACCUUCAAUAUUUGGGGAAAUUCAACAUCGUUUAUCAUUCCUAAUGUUGAACUUGUUUCAAGCAACACCUCUUUUAAGGUGUAGCAUGAAGUGAGAGAUUGGCUGAUUGAAACUGAAGUUUGAUUGCUUUGAACUCUUCAAAAUUCUGUUUGUGUGGCACUUUGUGAGCCCGAAAAAAAUGACUGUAUAGGCUCACAGCUUGUUUCACAAAUGUAAAAACUAUGCUGUGGUCUGAGGGAUAAGCACGGUUCAGUGUACAUACUGGUGAAGACUCUCUGGGAUGAUGAUGUUGCCCUGAGAAUGUGCUGGUCCAUGUUAUUGAAGACCAUAAUGUACUGCAUGUUUGAUCGUGCAGUUUCACGUACAAGACUUUCAGUUCUGUAUUUGUAGUAUGUACUACAGCCCUUUCUGUCACAGGCUUUGUUUAAAAAAAAAAGGUGUAAAUGAGUGUAAAAUUACUGAAACCAAAGUUUAUUAAAAUAAUUUACAUGUU
Molecule: messenger RNA, 1826 nt
Organism: Protopterus annectens (West African lungfish)
Lineage: Eukaryota; Metazoa; Chordata; Ceratodontiformes; Protopteridae
Gene: CALR3
Product: calreticulin 3
Exons: 9
Coding region: 57-1310 (417 amino acids)
Biological process (GO): protein folding
Cellular component (GO): endoplasmic reticulum; endoplasmic reticulum membrane
Molecular function (GO): calcium ion binding
Source: RefSeq, a predicted model, not a curated record